GUCCUGCCGCUGCUGUUCCCGCUGAUGGCGGAGGGCAAUGCGGAGCUGUGCGAGCGCACCUGCUACGCGCUGGACACCUUUUGUGAGGCGCUGGAGGGUGCCGAGAUCGUGGCCUACCUGCCGCAGCUGGUUUCGGGGCUGUGUACGGUGCUCAGUGUCACGGGUCCUGCCGUACAGGAGCUGGCGCUGUCCGCGCUGGCGUCAGUGGUGGCGGCGGCGGGGAGGGAGUUCGAGCCGUACCUGGCCUCCAUUCUUCCCGCGCUGCACCACUUCCUCUCCUCCUCCUCCCCCGCGCUGCUGCCCUGCCGCUGCCGAGCCACGGAAACCGCGGGGCUGCUGUUUGAGGGGCUCAUGGGUCAGGGAGCGGCCGGGAGUACGGCAGGCCAAGCAGGUCAGGGUGCAAGUACGGCAGGAGGAGGAGGAGGCGGUUGUACGGCACUGCGGGAGCUGGUGCCUGCGUUGAUGGAGCUGGGGCUGCAGGGUUUCAAGCUGGACAGUUCCGAACUGCGGGAGUACGGUCACGGCAUGUUUGCAUGCAUCGCAAAGGCCCUAGCUGCGGACUUCCUGCCCUACCUGCCGCACUGCGUCCCCCGCGCGCUGGAGUCGCUGGCACAGGACGACGGGGUGUAUGGGGACGAGGAUGAGGAUGAGGAGGAUGAAGACGAGGAGGACGAGGAGGAGGAGGAGGAGACGGACGCGCGGAGAGCGCAGCAGCUGAGCAUUCGUACAGGCGUGUUGGAUGAGAAGUGCGCCGCGGUGGCAGCGCUGGGCCACUUCGCGCAGGCCUGCCCCGCCGCCUUCCUGCCCUUCAUGGAGGACACCCUGGCGGCGCUCACCAAGAGCGGGGGCGGCAUGUGCAGGUACUUCCACGAGGAGGUGCGGGUGCAGGCGGCGGAGGCGCUGCCCCGACUGGUGCUGGCGGUGUACGGCGCCUGCCCGCCGCCGCCGGGGGCCACCGGGGCGGCUGCGGUCACCCCGCAAGUGCGACAUGUGCUUGACAUUGCGGUCAAGGAGCUCAGUCGCGCACUGGACGACUCCGACCCGGGGGUCACCACCGCCGCACUGCAGUCCAUGACCCUGCUGCUGCGGCAGCUGGGCGCCGAGGCGCUGGGGCCGGAGGUGCUGCAGCUGCUGGCAAAUGCGGCAGCGGUGGUGAUCAAGGGGGAGGCGCCGUGCCAGCGGGUGUUCGAGGACGAUGAUGACGAGGGCGGUGACGACGACGACGACCCCUCCUCCGGCGGCGACGCAGCGGAGGAGCUCCUGGCAGCAGCAGCCGACCUGCUGCCCGUCCUCGCCUCCUCCGCCGGCCCCGCCGCCUACGCCCCCGUGUUCGAGUCCCUCCACCUGCCCGCCCUGCUCACCCGCCUCAAACCCCAACAGCCCGCGGACUUCCGCGCAGUUGCGGUGGGGGGGCUGGCGGAGGUGGCGGAGGUGCUGGGGGCGCAGCUGGCGGCCAGCAGCGGCGCCGCGGUGGCGGGUGCGAUGCCGGGGCUGCUGCGGGAGCUGAGGAGCGAGGAGGCCAUCAACCGGCAGAACGCGGCGUUCUGUGUGGGGGUGCUGGCGGCGGGGGCGGGGCCGGGCGUGAUGGCGCCGCACCUGGGGAAGCUGCUGCCGGCGCUGCACCCGCUGUUCUCCCCCUCCGAGGAGCCCGGGGUGCGGGACAACGCGCUGGGCUGUGUGGGUCGGCUGCUGUCAUGCGGCGGCGGGGCGGGGGCGGGGGUGCUGCCGCUGGAGGCGGUGCUGCCGGUGGUGCUGGGGGCGCUGCCGCUGCGUGAGGACGUGAAGGAGGCGGAGCCGCUGUACGGGGCGCUGUGCGGGCUUAUGACGGGCGAGCACGCCCAGCGCAUCGCCCCCCUUGUCCCCCAGCUGGUCGCCGCAUUCGGGGCCGCAGCGGUGCAGCAGCAGCCGCCCCUGCCGCCCCCCGUGGUGGGGCACAUGGCGCGCACGCUGGCAGCCCUCACGCAGCAAUACCCCGGACCCAUGGGUCAGUUGGUGGCAGCGCUGCCUCAGGAGCAGCGAGCGGCACUGGAGGCAGCGGCGGCGGCGGGAGCAGGGGUGCAUUGAGAGGUGGAUAUGUUCCCCGUAUCUGGGGGGCGGAGAGAGAGAGAGACUUGACCAGGCUUGACCAUUUGGCAUUUUAUGGAGCUUUGACAGCGGAGAUGGUAGUAGGAGGCGGCAGGGGUCCUGGAGUCUUUCAGAUUGCUGAAGGGGAUUCUGUGCGGUCUGGGGGUGUGGUGUGGGUUUGUUUGGUUGACGCUGCGGCUUUCCACGGCAGAAUGUGACACACAGCUGUGACAGUUAGAACUUGUUGUAGACGGUGGUGGUGGCGGUGGUCUAGCGUGGCCCAGGCGGUGUUAGAUAGGCAGUAGCUAGCUGCUCUUGAAUAGAGGUAGAGCAGGAUACGGCGCAUGCUUGAGAAGGU
Astrephomene gubernaculifera is the source of this 2422-nucleotide messenger RNA. NCBI's taxonomy places the organism in Eukaryota, Viridiplantae, Chlorophyta, Chlorophyceae, Chlamydomonadales, Astrephomenaceae. The record is from the annotation of a GenBank genome assembly.